Molecule: messenger RNA, 4044 nt
Organism: Dermacentor andersoni
Lineage: Eukaryota; Metazoa; Arthropoda; Arachnida; Ixodida; Ixodidae
Source: RefSeq, a predicted model, not a curated record
GCAGUGCUUUCUGUUUUUCCUCGUAGGGGCCUUGGCCUCUACCGCCAAUACUUAAUCAGCCUACAAGAUCACCUAUCUCUUUCUUUGCCGGGUACAAUCAUAUCAGUAUCGCCUAAUCUCUAUUCCGGAACAAUCUUUCUCUGCUUCUCUUCGUUGUGCAUGCCGCUGUCGGCGGCUGUGCGUAGUGCGGACAGAAUUUAUUCCUAGAAGACGGCUGAGUAGUUUGCGCUUUCGGUAAAUGACGAGUACCAGCUGAUCACCAAACCUGAAACCAAGAGAACUGCCCGUGUUUCAACCCCACCGUUUGAACGGUGUGACAUUGAUUGUCACCGCUGCGACAGCGGUGAUACCGGUGUUGCGACCGCCUCAUCGGUCUUGCCGGUGCUGAUUGGUGGGUGUGCCCGUUCCGGCAGCUGCUUGUGACAAGGCACUCCCUCCGGCAGCGCGAUGUCUCUGUGGAACAGUCCUGGCGGCGGUCGCACCGCCCAGAACUACGGCAGCACGCAGCGAGGGUUCGGCGGCAUGGAAAGCCCAUCACGAGCUUCAAUCGAUACGUCUCAGCGGUACCACCAACUGUGCGACAACAUCAGCUCCAGCAUAUUUGCCAUCAACAAUGACUCUGCCACUCUCGAUCGUGCUGCAAGACAGCUGGGUACGCAGGCGGACACCGACGCCUUCAGAGAGAAGCUCCACAUGACGCAGCAAAAUGCCAACCUGACCAUCAAGAGUACCACAACGGCACUGCAAGACCUGGCAACACUGGUGGCCCAGGGAGACAAGCAACAAAAACUGCAGUCAAGCCGGCUUCGCAAUGAAUUCCAGGAAGUUGUCAAGCGUUACAGCAACCUGCAGAAGACUGUGGCCACCCGGCAGAAGUACACAAUGUAUGCGCGACCAAGUGUCCCAGCUAGACCCUCUGGUGGCGGAGGCUCACAGAGUGGCGGCUGGUUCGAUGGCCAACAACCACGUUCCGAGGAAACGACUGCGCUGCUAGACGACGCAGGUAGCCCCCAGUCACCAACGCAACAGCAGCAACAGCAGUACUUAAGGCAGGACGUGGACUAUGAGCAGGCGAUGCUGGUGGAGCGGGAGCAGCGCAUUCGGCGCAUUGAAGCGGACAUGCUGGACUGCAACCAGAUCUUCAAAGACCUGGCGAACAUAGUGCACGAACAAGGGGAUGUCAUUGACACCAUCGAGGGCAACAUUGAGAACACCCAGCAAAACACUGCACAAGCCGUGGAUCAACUACGUAGUGCGGCCAACUAUCAGAGGAAGUACCGACGAAAGACCUGCUGUCUGCUCGUUCUCGUGGUCGUGGUGGCUGCCGUAGUGGCCCUGGUCAUCUACUUCUCCAUCAAGUAGUCCCACCAGCACCAACUAUGGCCAGCCUCCACUGUUGCCUGCACUGUGCACGCACAUGCCGUUUUUCAAAUGUUACCGGUGGUAAUCGGAGCGAAACAUACGCUAUGGAUGCCUUCUCGGUGAAAAUUGCGAGGUCUAUGUUUCAUGUGUGCAUUUGUUUAAGGAAGACAGACGGAAAACCUUUGUCAUGUGCCCCCUAUAUGUGGCUCAAGUCGUCGCGGGCAUCUCGAGUUCUGUUAACCAGAGGGUGAUGUAGCAGUUAAAUGUUCACCGUUUACAGCAAAACCCAAAGACUAUAGCCAGGGAAAAGUUUCUCGCUGUUUGUUGACAUCGCCGACUACUACUAUUAACAAGAGCCACUGACAUGCCGUUUGGGAUCCUACACAUUUUGGCUCACAGAUCAUUUCAGUGACUGCAAAUGAUGUUCACACAGUCUGUGGAACGCCUACUUCUAGCAUUGGGCUGGGCUGGAACCGAAAUUCACGCCAUUGGCACUUCUGACUUCUUGAGGCCUCAAGAUAUGGAAGGUCCUUUGCUGGACUUGCCAGCACAUGUUAGCCCGAUGCUGAAGGCACACAUGCGGCAUCCAACUUUUAAUAAGCCUUGAUAAACUGGUUCUUUGAGCACUGUGCUACUGUAGGUGUAGUACUUAUUUAAUUGCCAUGACAACGGUACUGUGCUUGAUACCCUGACAUAUUGGUCCUUUAUGCCUUGAGGCUAUCGAGGACAGGCUUCCUCCUUACCUGUUCAGACUUGCGGGACCAACGUUUUGUUACGCAGUUCAGUGACGCUUCUUCACGUUAUUGGAGUGAUUGUUUUCGUUGUGCAGAGCUGCACAUUUUCCCACUCAAGUGUCACUCAAACUUGCAGCCAAUCAGGAGCCAAGUCAUUUUAACCAAUCAACUUUUCUUUAUAGGUCUACUUAGUGUUUGGAUGUGACUGACCACUACUUUCAAUGAUUGCACUGUUUCCUGGAUGCUUAAUGGGAAGAUGUGCAGGAUGCAAGUGCCAUAUUGAGCAAAUCAUGCGGGCUCAAAACUGGUUGUCACGACUCGGAAGGUUUUAGGUCACGACAAACAGCUUAUAUGAUAUAUGAUAAAAGAUGGCAGUAAAGGGAGGUAAAGGCUUGCAUGUUCUAUCCUUCUUGUUUCUUUUCCAUGCAUGGUUGCGAAUUGCACAAGUGAGAGGGAAAACCUGGACGAUGCAUAGACGCAGGUCAAAGAAAUGACAGGCAAACACAAUAUUUUCUUUGCUCCAAGUGGGGCAAUGGGCUCAUAAAGAGAGAUCAAAUAAAGAGAACUGCAAGGCAUUUAAACUGACAUUUGAAGCAUGGAGUUUAAUAGUAAUAUUGCUAGAGGGAGAUCUGCUAAGGCAGCACGGGAAAAAUGGUUGGUAUGUGUAUUUGUUUAAACAUCGUCCUUCUGGCUUCCAUUGACCAUGUUGAAGUUAAUUUGUCAUUGGACAUUCUUGGUAUAGCAAUGAUUUGCCUCACUUAGCUGUUAACUUCGAUCGUACGACUCUUUUCAAAACAUUCGUACAAUUGGAAAACAAAACCAUUUGUAUAGUAUAGUCGGACAUCAGUACCCAAGCUGAGCUUACCCCUUAAGUAGCCAAUAAGUGCUCACAAGUUUAGAAUGGGCCAUUUCAAGUUACUCUUGCUGAGAUAUUUGACAUUUUUGCUACUAGAAUACAUAUUUUAAGCCACAUAGAAACAAUGUUUUGCUUCAAUAUACUGAUACUGUUUUGGAAUCCGCAUGUUUGGCUUCCAUAAACCAGGACUCAUUGAAAUAAGGCAUGACCAAGCAAAUUUUAAAUUUGCUUUGUUAUACCCAAUAAUUUGUCAUUUGUGUUUGUUGUAGUGAGGCUCAGCUACACUCUAAGGAAAUUUUUAGGAAAGCAGUUAAUGAAACGGAACCACAAAGAGCAGUAAUAGAACCUGCAAAGCGCUUUAUUUUCUUAACUGAGCCAGAUCAUUGAAAAUGUUUGUGCUACCCAUAACUUCCCCAGUGGUCAAACAACUGCAUCUCUAGUGAAACAGCAUGAAGCUCUGUGCGGUCACCAUCACAAGAGAACCAAAGCAGCUUCAAGAAAGAAAGAAAGCAAUGUGCUAUCCAAUUUGUUAGUAGCAAACACUCCUCUAAAGUAAAUUUUUUCUGUACGGAGCAGAGUGGACACCACGCUGAGUGGUCUUUGAAGCAGAAACAUGAAACUGGCUUUUCUGCUGUUUUUCUUCUGACUGUAGUGUGUACAACAUGAAGGUAAAAAUGCUCAGUAUCAGUACUAGUUCCUCUACCAGCUGCGAUUUAAAAAAAAAACUGAUCACUGAUAUGCGGCUGUUCACUCAUUGGACUGGGUAAGCUUGUUUUCUCUGAUGCUGAACAAAACUGCAUUCAACGUGCGCUACUUUUCUAUGGCCUCCUCCAAGAAGCUUGUAGAGUCUUUGCUGUGGCUGAAUUUCACCUCCCUUCUUUUUUUUCCUUUCCUUCAUCAAGCCGCUGGCCAAGCCUUUGUUACGCAUGCCUCAAAAUCGUUUCACAACAACGGGCAUGUGGAUUUACCGUCCACCUCCUUCUUCUUAGUUUUUUUUCAAUAUAGUACAUGUAUAUUACUUGAACCUGUUGUUUUGUAUGCGUUGCAUGCUGUAUAAUAAAGGAUUGCUUGUAUGUUGUGUUUGCUACUAAA